Messenger RNA from Stomoxys calcitrans (stable fly), 941 nucleotides. RefSeq names its product J domain-containing protein (gene jdp). NCBI's taxonomy places the organism in Eukaryota, Metazoa, Arthropoda, Insecta, Diptera, Muscidae. The coding region runs from base 266 to 820 and encodes 184 amino acids. Gene Ontology annotation, cellular component: cytoplasm. The record is from RefSeq and is a predicted model, not a curated record. The transcript has 5 exons.
AAACAACGUCCGAACAAGUGGCAGUGGCAGUAACAAUUUUGACUUAUUGCCAGCAACAACGCGGCCAAGACAACAACGCGAAACGUUUUAGCUAAACAAAUAAACACGUGUUUGAGUGUUAGUUCUUUGCUUUGUGAAAUAACGAACCCAACUACAGCUACAACUACAACUACCACUACCACUACUCACAACCACCUGCUUUAAUUUUCAAUUAAAUAGGUUAUAAAUUCCUAACAACGUUCCAGCGCAAAAAUCCCUCUUCAAUAUGAGUGCCGUCGAUUCCAUUAUAAAUUUUAAACGUGAUCCCAGCGAGGAUUUCUAUGGCAUGUUGAACUGCGAUGAACAUUCAACGGUGGAACAAAUUCAAGCGGAAUAUAAAGUUUUGGCCCUCCAAUACCAUCCCGACAAGAAUAGUGGCGACAAGGAUGCCGAGGCCAAGUUCCAACAGUUGAAGGAAGCCAAGGAGACUUUGUGCGAUCCCGAGAAACGUGCCAAUUAUGAUAAAUGGCGCAACAGUGGCAUUGCCAUGAGCUACAAGAAUUGGUUGGGCAUGAAGGAGCAUGUCGGUCAGGUGAGAAGAUACACUAUAGCGGAGAAAGUGGAUAAAGAGUCCAUGCAUUGGGCUACUCCCAAGACCAAGGAUCGCAUGUUGCCCGAAACAGCAGGGGCUGGAACCAGUUGCCUAUCGGCAGCCUCACCGAAUCCAGCUCAUCGUAGGGCUUCGGAAGGUGGUGCAGCUCUGUACUAUGGUAAUCGCAAACAGGAAUGGGGAGCCGAUAACUCGGAUGUGGCCAAUAAAUUCCGCAAUUAUGAAAUCUAAGCGAAUCAAGUAAAGAAAAUAUGAACCAAUUUUUGAGAAAAAAAUAAAACUUUGUUAGCAGCUAAGAAGGUUUAGGCGAAGAAAAGAGGAGAAAUAAAAGCAUUUUAAGGAAAUCAUCAUA